This is a messenger RNA of Mollisia scopiformis, 1735 nucleotides long. RefSeq names its product Osmotin, thaumatin-like protein. The record is from RefSeq and is a predicted model, not a curated record. Gene Ontology annotation, cellular component: extracellular region. Gene Ontology annotation, biological process: defense response. Lineage: Eukaryota; Fungi; Ascomycota; Leotiomycetes; Helotiales; Mollisiaceae. Bases 160 to 1509 code for a protein of 449 amino acids. The transcript has 3 exons.
CAUUGCUGAAGCAAGUGGCUUCUUCCUGCCCCAAGGCGUAUAUAUAAUCCCAAGUCUGCUCAUUUCUGAAAUUCUACCCCCGUCCGAUCGUUUACCCAAAACCCCAUACACUGACAGGCAGAAACCCAUACAUUCAUUUAAACAUCAACUCAGCACAUAAUGCAUCUCCAAAGAGUUACCUGUGCCUUUGUGGCCUGCUCGGGCUCCGUGAGCGCAAUCAUCACCCAGAACCCCAGCCUCGAUUCCCUCGCUGCAGUUCUGCCUGCUGUCACUUCCCCUACUAUCCCCACACUCGCUCCAUCACCUCUCAACUCAAUCGCAAGCAUGGACUCCUCCGUCGCCAAUGCCAAACCGGAAACUGUCACAACCAGCAUCGCGAAUAUUAUCUCUUCCAUAGUGAGCAUCGAGCUCCCAGCUACGACAGUCCCCUCCGUCGCCAGUGUCGCACAAUCUACUCCAGCCUUCACCACCUUCGUUACCGUUGCCCUCGCCACCGAGACAAAGAUUAUGACCUUGAUGCCUCUUCCCUCCGCCGAAGCGAAGAAGCAGGAAGCAGCUUACAGCAAGGCUCAGAACGUGCCAAAUGCUGUUGCCAGUCAAGUCAAAGAGGCUCUCACCGCUCAAGGCAAGGCUGUCCCAUCUGCUCUUGUCCCAGAUCAACCCAAGCAGACUGAGGUCAAGCACUCUGGACUCGAAAACAUUGUCGAGAUUCUGAAGAACACGGACUACAACCAAGUUGUCCACGCAGAUCCCUCCAAGGGCUUCUACAUGGAGUAUCUCAACGGCACCGACCCCGCUGUGGCCGAUGCGUACGCCAAGAAGAACAAUGCCAGAAUGCCGCACAAUAUCUACAACAUGGACACUAAGGGCAUGUGUGUUCUCGGUCAUGCAAUGAAUACCGCCACCCUCAAGGUCACCCCUUUUGCUUUUGAUACCAAGACGCCUAUGGUCUACAUUGCUCCCAACACCACUCUCCAGAUUGGAAACUUCCUGCCACCUGGUGCGAACAAGCACAAUGGCCGCUUCCAGCCCAAGUUCAACUGCGACAAGGACUGCAAGCACUGUGCUGGUGAUGGAAAGGGACCCAUUGAUACCUUGUUCGAGUAUCAUCAUGCCAAAAAGGCAGAUGAGAGUACCUUCACCAACUGGAACCCCAGCAAUGUCGACGGCCUCACUUCAAACUUCAACAUGACUUUGCACAACUCGGCAGGUGUCUGCAAAUCCCGCAGCUGCAACGUCGCUGCCCCUCAAAUGAAGAAGACCUGCCCCAAGGCCAGUCUCUGGAAUGACAAGGGAAUCUAUGGCUGCACGUCAGACUGUAAGGUUACCGGUCGUGAUGAUCACUGCUGCAUUGGUGCAUUUGGAACACCUGACUCUUGCCCUCCUUCUAGCCAGUUUCUUCACUCACUCUGCCCUGACGCAUACUCAUGGGCUUAUGAUGACAAGGAGCAUAGCGACACUUGCGAUGGUACGACUAAGGUUGACGUUGCUUUCUGGCCCAUCUCGUGAGAGAGUCGCUGUACAACUAGCACUCGUCCUCAGCUGUGAUGCCUUCAUGGAUUGGGACGGGUACUGAGUCCACGAUUUUUUCUGGGUGGGUGGUUGGGAGUCAGGUGAGGGUAUCACCUUUACCUGUACUCAAGAAGUACUUUUGCUUUGGCAUCUGGCGUUCGGGUUUCCGGAUGGUGGGGGCCUAGUUGGAGGUGCAUAUUUGUUUUAUUGUUUGGGUUGGGUC